AGUCAGCGCAGAGUUGCUCACACCAGCAGAGCACACUGACAAGCAGCAGAGCUGUGCACAUGUUGUGCAUUACACUCCCUUGCAUAGAUUAGCUGCUACAGUGUCUUUUUAUCAGUAGAAUGGGGAAGGAUAUGCAAGAUAUGGACCUGGAUGAUGGAAUGCAAUCUAAAAAAUACUGCAUUCGUGGCAUGCAUGUGGCUAUCAUUGUAGGAGCAGUGGUAGUAGUUGGGGUAUCUGUGGGGCUGGGGGUAGGUCUAACACGUCCUGAUCCCUGUAAGAGCAACAAUGGAGAUGUAACCACCACCACCACCACAAGAACCACUACGGUCCUUUCUCCUGCUACAACCCCAGUGCCACCAGAACACGAGGUUUGUCCGAAAAGAGAUGAUAGUAACGGAGACUGGAAAGAAUUCAGGUUGCCAACCUACAUUAACCCAGUUCACUAUAAUGUGGAACUGCACCCUGUAAUGGAACAGGACACUUAUAAUGGGACAGUGAGCAUCUGGCUAAGGCUCAGCAAAACAAGCAAACACCUGUGGCUCCAUCUCAGAGAGACCAAGAUUAUUGGGCAACUCACAUUGACAAGAGGCUCGCAACAGAUCCCCAUCCAGCAAUGCUUCCAAUAUAUACCCAAUGAAUACCUGGUGCUGGAGGCUCAGCAAGUUCUGGAUCCCAACUCACCCACUGAUGAGAAUGACACCUAUUGCUUGACCCUGCAAUUUGCUGGGAGACUUGAUGGCUCACUGGUGGGGUUCUACAGGACAACGUACCAAGAGAAUGGGGUGACCAAGAGCAUUGCGGCAGCUGACCAUGAACCAACAGAUGCACGCAAAUCCUUCCCAUGUUUUGAUGAACCCAAUAAAAAAGCAACCUAUACGAUUAGCAUUAUCCAUAGGGAGGAGUAUGAUGCCAUAUCAAACAUGCCCGUACAGGAAUCAGUCGCCCUUGGAAAUGGAUGGAAGAGGACUCUGUUUGAGAAGUCAGUUCCUAUGAGUACAUAUUUGGUCUGUUUUGCAGUCCACCAGUUCAAGUACGUUGAAAGGCUAUCAAAACGUGGUGUGCCACUGAGAAUUUAUGUACAGCCCUUACAAAAUGCAACAGCGGAGUAUGCAGCAAACACAACCAAGAUCGUAUUUGACUUUUUUGAAGAGUAUUUCAACAUGCCAUAUUCCUUGCCAAAAUUAGACCAAAUUGCCAUCCCUGAUUUUGGCACAGGAGCUAUGGAGAACUGGGGGCUGAUCACUUACAGAGAAACAAACCUGCUUUAUGAUCCUAAUGAAUCUGCCACAGUGAAUAAACAAAGAGUGGCAGCUGUGAUUGCUCAUGAGCUUGUGCAUCAGUGGUUUGGAAACAUUGUAACUAUGGACUGGUGGGAUGAUCUCUGGCUAAAUGAAGGCUUUGCCAGCUUUUUUGAGUACAGUGGAGUAGAUGCAGCGGAACCGCUAUGGAAUAUGCUUGACCAGAUUCUAAUUGAUGACCUGUUGCCUGUAAUGAGAGAUGAUGCUUUGCUUUCCUCCCAUCCAAUCAUUGUGACAGUCUCAACCCCUGCAGAAAUAACCUCAGUAUUUGAUGCCAUCUCCUACAAUAAGGGGGCAUCGAUUUUAAGAAUGCUUGAAGACUGGAUUUCACCUGAAAACUUUAAAAAGGGAUGCCAGGAUUACUUGAAGGACUAUGUCUUCAAAAAUGCUAAAACUGAUGACUUUUGGAAUUCUCUGGCAAAGGCAAGUGGGAAACCAGUCAAAGAAGUCAUGGAUACAUGGACAAGGCAGAUGGGUUACCCAGUGCUAAAUGUGGAAUCUCUCAAUACUGUUAAACAAACUCGGUUUCUUUUGGACCCAAAUGCAAAUGCAUUAGAGCCACCUUCAGAAUUCAACUACAUGUGGAACAUUCCAGUGACAUUCUAUGCAACAAACAAUAGCGUAGACUACAAUUUAUUAUACAACAAAUCCAUUCCUGCAGGGCUUUCGUUGACUCCAUUUAAUGAUGCUACAGAUGGAUUUUUGAAAAUCAACACCAGGCAUCUUGGCUUUUUUAGAGUAAACUAUGAACUUUCAACUUGGAAUCAACUGAGUGCAUUGCUAGAAGCAAACCAUGAGACCUUUACUGAUGCAGAUCGAGCAGGCUUAAUUGAUGACGCAUUUGCAUUGGCAAGGGCAGAGAAGUUGGACUACAACAUCUCCCUUGAUAUAACUAAAUACCUUGAGAAGGAAACAAAUUAUUUGACUUGGACAAGAGCGAUCUCAUCAUUAGCGUACUUAAGUGAUAUGCUGGAAGAUGAUAACACCAUCUACCCAAAAUUUCAGGAAUAUUUAAGAAAGCAAGUCAAGCCUAUCACACAAAAGCAUGGGUGGGAGGACACUGGCAGUGAUAUUGACAAGCUCCUCCGAGCUUCAGUUCUGGCACUUUCAUGCAAAAUGGGAGACCCAGACGCCCUAAACGAAGCAUCUCGAUUAUUUAGGGAUUGGAUUGGUGGCAAAAGCAUUCCAGUGAACCUCAGGCAGCUGGUCUAUCGCUAUGGAAUGCAGCAGUCUGGGAACCAGGAAUCAUGGAACUAUAUGUUCCAGCAAUACCUUACUACUUCAUUAGCUCAAGAGAAGGAAAAACUGCUGCAAGGACUGGCCUCAGCCAACAACAUUGAACUUAUUGACAGGUACCUCAAAUUAAUUUACAACACCAGCCUUAUCAAAAGUCAGGAUGCCCUAAAUGUGAUAUAUUAUAUAUCUGUAUAUAGCCAAUAUGGAAAGCAAAUGGCUUGGGACUGGGUCCGGAUUAACUGGGACUAUUUAGUAGACAGAUAUAAUAUAAAUGACAGAAACCUUGGUCGUAUCGUCACACGAAUAUCUGGAACAUUUAAUACAGCUACCCAACUUUGGCAGAUGGAAAAUUUCUUUGAGAAAUACCCAAAUGCUGGGGCAGGAGAGAUACCAAGAAAACAAGCCCUUGAGACUGUGAGAAAUAAUAUUGAAUGGGUGGCAGCAAAUAAAGAAGGAAUCAAGUCCUGGCUGAACAGUCUCUGAAAUGCCAAAGAAGAGGGAUGAGAAAACUCCUACUGGCCUAUACCAAAGGAUUAAAAAUGAAUUAUCUUGUUUUUUAAUUGUGUAAAUUCUGUAUGAGUAGUUAAAGGGAUGUUGAUAUUCACAUACCUUAAGUUUAAGAGUUCAUACAUUAAAGAUGAUAUAUUUAAUGUGUUGCUUUCAGGCUUAGGGAAGCCACCUUUAGUGCACUUUUUUCCUUUAGGCCCAUGCACAAGGGAAUUUAGCUCUAUGUUCCCUGCAGUGGAGUCCACCUGCGUUCCACUACAGGGAAGCCAUUAUUUCUUACCGGCCUCAACUUACAUGGCGUAUGUAAGGACCGAAUGCAGGAGAGCUCCACUGCUGGGGAACGUAGGGCAAAAAUGCCCAAGUAUGAACCUUCAGUUUUUUUUAUACAGGACAAAAUAGCUUUUUGCAGAGCCACCAAGAGAAUUAAUGGGGCCUCAUUUUACUUAGUCAACAGGGCUUGCCCCCACUGGACUCCCUCACCCCCUCCCCCCCCCCAUGGUGGCCUGGCUCUUUGUGCUGGCAGGGUGGAAACCCUCCAUCUGUAGAAACACUGCAAAUAUAAUGCCCCUUCUGUGUUUUUCUGCUCAGCUGUAAAUACAUGUAAAUAAUGCCAAUCUCUUCUAUGACAAGGUAAUUUAUAAUUAUAUAUUUGUGUCUUGAAAUUUUAUUAUGUCAUUUUUACAGUUGCAAUCAUAUCUGUCCAGCUCUCUAUGUGCCGGUACUAUAAUAGUUUCAAAAUAUUGAAUAUGGUGCCUUUGAUCCAGGAAGUACAAAAAGCUUCCAAGUUCAUUUUAGGUCUAUAGAACUUUAAAAUCUUACAAAUAUAUUGCACAACGUGUACUUGUUGAGACCUUGUGAGACCUAAGUUGUUUCAAAGGUUGCUUUGCAUUACUUUUUUAGAUCUUCCAGCAGGAAUAUCAUUAUUGAGAAAAUUCUGCUUCGCUUGUUCAUUUUACUACUUUUCUCCUUACAUUUUUAAUUUCAGUGAUGUUUUUAUAUAAAUUGAUGGUCAUUAAUAUAUAACAUAUCCAAUGUUAAAAAAACAAUUUUCUCAAAUAUUUUUAUUUGCAGAACACACAACUUUCAUUUUUUAGUACCAAACUUCAUCUGCCAUUCAGUUGUUCUGCUCUCUUGUAUGCCUGUUCUAGAAUGAUACAUAUUCCAGUAUUAUGUCUGGUAACACAGUACAAAAGUCUAACGUGACCUUUGAAGAAUAGUUCAAUAUUUUUUAGUUAUUGGAGUAAACUGAAACUUCUCAAUCCUGACCCAACCUGAGUUUGAGAAUGGACUUCAAGGCCUGAGCCUGCCCUGCCCCUUAAGAGGAACAUUAUCCCACCAACAAUGAUGGGGAGCCCAGCCACACAAAUGGCAGUUUCUGUGGGCAGCAGCAGCAGGCACCCAUAGCCAAAGCAGGCCCAAAUUGGAUGUCAAUCUACCCAACCCACAGAUUUCUGACCAGCCCAAACAUCACUACUAAGGACACACAUUGUGGUUUGUAUUGUCAAUUGCUCAAAUGCACAGAAAAAUGAAUUUUAAAAGCAAAUAAAGACCUAGCUUUGAUAGCAAUAAUCCAUAGGGCUAAUGUCUCUCUCCAGCUCAGUUUGUCUCAGAUCAGUAAAUUACAUAAUGGACAAUUAUACUUUUUCUUGUAGUGUGAUUCCUCACAGAGAAUGACAUGAUGAUAAUAAGGACCAGAUUUCAGUUUCUAUUCUGCAGAUUUUGACCAAAUUAAAUGUUCCUUCUUUAAAUGUAAAAACUUACUGAGUAUUACUGUUUCUAUAAAAUAAAAACAGAUCUUUACAAAUAUUUAA
Messenger RNA from Xenopus tropicalis (tropical clawed frog), 4852 nucleotides. RefSeq names its product glutamyl aminopeptidase (gene enpep). Gene Ontology annotation, cellular component: plasma membrane. Gene Ontology annotation, biological process: proteolysis. The record is from RefSeq and is a predicted model, not a curated record. Bases 120 to 3017 code for a protein of 965 amino acids. The transcript has 20 exons. NCBI's taxonomy places the organism in Eukaryota, Metazoa, Chordata, Amphibia, Anura, Pipidae. Gene Ontology annotation, molecular function: zinc ion binding; glutamyl aminopeptidase activity; peptidase activity.